Messenger RNA from Pangasianodon hypophthalmus (striped catfish), 7486 nucleotides. RefSeq names its product copine VII (gene cpne7). Gene Ontology annotation, biological process: cellular response to calcium ion. Bases 362 to 2041 code for a protein of 559 amino acids. Gene Ontology annotation, molecular function: calcium-dependent phospholipid binding. NCBI's taxonomy places the organism in Eukaryota, Metazoa, Chordata, Actinopteri, Siluriformes, Pangasiidae. The transcript has 16 exons. The record is from RefSeq and is a predicted model, not a curated record. Gene Ontology annotation, cellular component: plasma membrane.
UCCCACCCUUCCUCUUCCUCCUCCCUCACUCUCUCCAACUGCGCGCUGAGUUUCGGAAAUUUUCAGCAGCUCAGGAGGAAGCAUUUGAGCCAGAAGUCAGCGGCGUCAGCAGGAGGGUUCCGCUGUGGCAGAGACAGCGAUCUCAUCCUAAUGUUCCUCCAGAACAGCUCAUGUGACAUCUCCGUGUAACCCCACCUCAACCACAGAGAACCUGCGACAGAGAUGAGCGCUUCUCCUGCUUCCUUAACCAGUGGAUGUCUUUAAAUCAUCUCGAUAGCUGUUCCUUUGCAAAUUCCGACUCUCCCUUCUUUCCCUGUCCGCUCUCUCCGGUUGCUUUUGCACUCUUCCACACUGAGUCAGAAUGAGUGAAUCGCAGGAAGCGAGUUCUCCUGUGGCCGGGAUCGGUGGCCCGGCGGCCUGCGUCACUAAAGUGGAGCUGCGAGUGUCUUGCAAAGCCCUGCUGGACCGCGACACACUGAAAAAGUCCGACCCCUGCGUCAUCCUCUUGGUGCAGAGCCAAGGCCAGUGGACUGAGCUGGAUCGCACUGAGGUGAUCAAGAGCAACCUGAAUCCAGUGUUUGCCAAAGUCCUAAUGUUAGAUUACUACUUUGAGGAGGUGCAGAAGCUGCGCUUCGAAGUCUACGACAUUCACGGGACCCACAGCAUCGGUACUCGCGAUGAUGACUUCCUGGGAGGGAUGGAGUGCACACUCGGUCAGAUAGUGGCUCAGAAAAAGAUGGUGAAGCCAUUGCUACUGAAAUAUGGAAAAUACGCCGGAAAGUCUAACAUUACGAUUCAUGCUGAGGAAAUUUCUGGCAACAAUGGAUACGUCGAGCUCUCGUUCUGUGCCAAAAAGUUGGAUGAUAAGGAUCUUUUCAGCAAAUCCGAUCCAUUCUUGGAGAUUUAUCGUGUGAACGAUGACAGCACAGAGCAGCUUGUACACAGAACAGAAGUGAUCAAGAACAACCUGAACCCCGUGUGGCAGCCGUUUAAAGUCUCCCUCAUUUCCCUGUGCAGCUGCGAUGAGGACAGGAAGCUAAAGUGCCUGGUGUGGGAUUAUGACUCGAGAGGGAAGCAUGACUUCAUUGGCGAGUUUUACGCCACGUUCAAAGAGAUGCAGCAAGUUUCUGGAGGAAACAAGGUCACAUGGGACUGCGUGAACCCAAAAUACAAAGUAAAGAAGAAGAACUACAAGAACUCUGGCCUGGUCAUCCUCACGGAUCUGAAGCUCCACAGAGUUUACUCCUUCCUGGACUACAUAAUGGGAGGAUGCCAGAUACACUUUACAGUUGCCAUUGAUUUCACGGCGUCAAACGGAGACCCCCGCAAUAGCUGCUCCCUCCACUACAUCAACCCGUACCAGCCCAAUGAGUACCUGAAGGCUUUGAUAGCUGUGGGUGAGAUCUGCCAGGAUUAUGACAGUGACAAAAGGUUCUCUGCUCUGGGCUUCGGUGCACGAAUUCCACCCAAUUACGAGGUGUCGCAUGACUUUGCCAUCAAUUUCAAUCCAGAUGAUGAUGAAUGUGAAGAGAUUCAGGGGGUGGUAGAAGCUUACCAGAACUGCCUGCCCAAGAUCCAGCUCUACGGACCAACUAAUGUGGCUCCUAUAAUCAGCAGAAUAGGCAAGCAAGCAGCAGGGAAGGAGCCCAUUAAAGACGCAUCUAAAUACCACAUCUUGCUGAUCCUCACGGAUGGCGUGGUGACCGACAUGGCGGACACGCGGGAGGCCAUCGUGCGUGCCUCCUACCAGCCUCUGUCCAUCAUCAUCGUGGGUGUGGGAAACGCCGACUUCACUGACAUGCAGAUCCUGGACGGGGAUGAUGGCGUCCUGCGCUCUCCUAAAGGAGAACCUGUCCUGAGGGACAUUGUCCAAUUUGUGCCCUUCAGAGACUUUAAAACGGCGUCUCCUGCUGCACUGGCGAAGUGCGUCUUGGCCGAGGUGCCCAAGCAGGUCGUCGAGUACUUCAGCCAUAAGGCCAUUCCUCCCAUGAAUCCUGUUUUAGACUCGACACCCAGCUCCAUCGCCAACACCCCAGAUUAACACGUCUACCCGAGUCCUGACCUCCGCUCUGUCCCUUCACACCUCCGAGUGCGAGAUCCGAGAACAACCACCGCCACAAACACAACAUUGCCGUUCCGUUUCCCUGUUUAUACAUAACGUGUUUACACAGAAGGAGGAUUAGUUCUUCUUGGACCGUGUCCCGUGUUUGGCAUCAUGCCUACAUCUUCAUUAUCUGUGCUGGAAUCUUCAUAUGGACCUUCUCACCACAGUUCCAGGCCUCUGACCUGCUGCAAGCUCUCUGCAACUUCUCCGCCAAGGCCAUCUCUUAAUUCUUAAUUCUGAUGUGUAUUUUUUUUUAAAUCCUGUGCCUUGCAGGACCUUUUCAGUGUUUGCUCUGCCUGCCCACUGUGCUUAUCUUCUUUGCCCCUGAUUUUGUUCCUCGAGGCUUCUCGCUGGCCUCACACUACCCUGCUUUCAGCAAAAACAGACAGGAUUAUGUGUGGGGAGAAUGGAUGAUCAUGAUCAUUACUUGAAAUUUAUAAAGGUCUCUCCACAGAUGGCUGGUCACGAUAUCUGUAACUCAGCAUUACUUUUAUGAAAGCAUUAUGGUUGAGCCUUAUAGCAUUGGAUCCCCUCAUAGGCAUAAAACUAUUGCGCAUACACACAGGAACACAGGAAAAACAGAAUGCUUGCCAUUAGCUAGCUCUAUCGCUCAAACCACACAAAAAAUAUGUCAUUUGUACUUUUAUUGGACAAUCCACCUUGUUCGUGUUUAUUACACCCACAACUGUAUUCCGUAUGCACUCUUUCCAUCACUGCUAAUGACGUGUUAUGGAUGUGCCAGCAAAGCGGGCUUAAAAAUGAUAUACAGCCCUAAUCCACAUGAAAUCUAGGGGAUGUGUCAAUCUCCUGACUGACUCACAACUGUCACUAAUAGUCUGCAUGAAUCUACAGUCUGGGCUAGAAAGAAUUCAGCCCCAGCCUCAUUUCUCACUUUUUCAUACCAUUCUAUGUGCUUUUCUAAGGACCUCUGGUCGUACUGUUGUGCUUGCUUCGACGAAAAUAAUCCACUUUAAGCCAUUUGUUAACAGCAAAUCAGAAUACAUAAGCCAAAAAUCAGUCUUAUGUAUUUUUUCCAUGGCAGAAAGAAAGGACUUAGCCUAACUACCCCGUUUAUAUCAGCCGGCCUUGAAGGUAUCUUUACAUACAGUAUAUCUUUACAAUAUAAAAAAAUAUAUAUAUAUUUGGAGAGGAUCUGUAAUGCGAUGUGUAAACAUGUCUAAUCUAGUAGAUCAUAGCAAGAUUAUUAAUUAAGUCUGAAAGAAAGAAAUCAUAUCAGAAAGCGACCAAAUGAGCAAAGCUGCAAUUUUAAAAUGAAUUGUUCUGGAAGAGUCUGAAAUCUGAAACUGGUCAAUAAUUUUUUAUUUUUUUAUUUUUUUAACAUUGCAUGUAGGUUGCAACUUAAAAAGACUUAGCAUAACUUUUCCUCCAAACUCCUUAACAUCUUUGGAGCAUGUAUCCAGCUUUUUUGACUGCCAGCGAUACACGAUUUCACAGAUCAACCACAAGUCGAUCUUUCUAGCAAGUCGAGCUUUCUAUAAAUGUUUGCUACACAUAAAACCUCAUUACAUUAGACAAAAAACUAGUCCUGUUUGUUAAUGCGUUCCAGUAGGAGGAAUGGAGGAAAACAGCUAGCUUACUUAGACAGUUUAGUAUGGAAGGAAUCAGGUUAUUAUUAUUGGGAUAAAGGAGUCCUGUAAUGUGUUUUGUUCAUCAUAUCAUUAGCAUUUUUGCUACCAUGAUAUGCUCAUCAUUUUGCGAGUGCAUGCCACGCUGGCAAGUUACUGACAUGAAAGGGGAGAACUCUGAGAACUUGCACUACUCUUGGGUAGGAGUUUUUGAAUAGUAGGCAGGAGUUUUUGGACCUCUGCAAAUAUUCAUCAAAUUUUGAAGCAAUUUGCUGCUUGACUUCAUUUCCUACACUGUUAGAAAAAAUGGUUCUUCAAGGGUUCUUUGGAAGAUUAAUGGUUCAAGUCUCAACAGAAGCCUAUUGUGAAAUGGAAACCUACAUAGAACAUUGAGGGACUAAACUCUGACUCUUUAGGGUACCAGAUUGGACCUUUUAUUUCUUGUAUACUGUAUGUGUCUGAACAUGACUGUAUCAGUAAAACAAACACCACUGCCAGGUCUUUGGAAACCUAAGUCAUCAUAUUAAGGCUAGACAUAGACAUAUGCAGAAUGGAUAAACGCAAUGAUUGUACCGUCAAACCAUUGUUCUGUUUUUUGAGCACUGAUUUGCAUGCGCUGAACUAAUAUACUGAAUAUUUCAUCAGUAUGAUCACUAUGUGUACACUGUGGUAUGAUAUAAAAGGCUGUAGAAAGUGUAUAAUCAGUUUCCAUUUACAGUUAGCAAAUUCAACAUUCCUUCUCUUCUCUACUCAUAUUGUUGUAUAUGUUGCAGAGGAAAAAAAAAAGGUUUAUCAGCUGAAAUCGUGUGAACAGAAACAUUUCUUUGUGAAUAAGCAGACUGGAUAAGCAGAAACAGUCUAUUAAUAGAAUCGGGUCAGUGCACUUUCUUCAGUCUGGACUCGAAAGGUCAAGCCGAGCUGAUUGUUUCAUUUAAUUGGUGAAUAAACUCUAUGCAUGUUAAUAAGUGACUUCAGAGAGGUGGUGGUGGUGGGAAGGGGGAGUAAUUAUUCAUCUUUAACAACUAAUACUAAAGAUAUGCAGCUACAAGGACCACACAAGGAAUGUAGCUAGGUAGGAAGGUUUGUAGAUUACACAAAGGACACCAACAAGGGGAGUGAAUUAUGUAAAGAAUAAAACAUGACGUUCUGUUGUAGGAAAAUAGUCAAUGAUGAAAUUUAUUCUUCUCAUAUUAUAGCACAACGUUUUUUCUCCCUCUUAUACCACAGAGACCAAUUUGCCAAUUUUGUAUUAAUUAAAGAACCACACAUCGUACGUUUUACCCCGUUAUAGUUACUUUUAAUACUGUGGAAUGUCCGUGAUACACGUUAGUUCCUGUUAUCAUUCCCUCAAUUUCUCUUGUUAGUUAAUAAACCAAAAAAAAUUGCAGCUUGUUACUGAAAAACCACAUAAUAUACAACAUCCUUAGACUUUCCCGUGGCUGAAAAAUUACUGACUGUUACAAAGCACUGACACUGGAGGCUCCUUCCAUUAAUGUAUAAAAGUCUCCUUACAGAAAACUUCACCAUAUCAACUAUUAAAUGUCUUUCUUUCUUAAAUACCAGCUCAUUUUUAUAUGUUUUUUAUUAUUAGACGUAGAGUAUGUGGAGCGUCCACCACGCAAGUCCUUGUGAAUGAGCUGUUACCAUGGAAACAAGACACAGACUUAGAGUUAAGUCCGCAUAGACAGGAUUUAACACAGAAAUUGCACACGUUGUUAUUCAGUCUUCAGCUGGAACUACAGACUUAAGCUCUAUUCAGAGAGUUACGUGAACGUUGCACAUAUCAUCAGAAGUCAUAACAUCAUAUUAGUCUUUUUUUAUUUUAGGUUUGAAAUUGUCUCAUUCUUGUAUAUUACAUCGUAUUAUAUUUGACAGCAAAGGGGGAAAAUGUUGUCUCCCUCUUCAGUACGCAUUUUCUAUGCCUGUUUUUUUUUCUUACUUAGUGGUUAAAGAUGGUGUCUAGACAAAAACACCAUUUUACCUCAUCCAACUCAAGAAAAAUCACCUCGGCAGUGUGAACUACACGCACGUAGUUUCAAUAAUCUGAAUAAAGAGCCCAGGAAAAUCUAUUGGAGCAGCUGCAUAAACUGAAUCUGAAUAUACGCAACUUUCCCUGCAUGAUUAUUUACAUUACUUUUGGAUUAAAGGCACCAAUUCUGAAUAUGACCUUUAGAAAAUUUUUUAAAAAUCAGCAUUGUGGUAUAAAAUAAUACAGCAGAAAUAGCAUUUUUAAUUCCUUUCAAUUUUUCAGUAUAUCAAAAAUUAUAUAAUAACUAGGGCUGUAAUUAUUGGAUAAUUUGGAUUGAUACAUUGAUUUACAAUUCAAUGAAUGAAAUGAAUUGAAGUAACAGUCACAAAUUGAUUACUGAUUGAUCAACCAAUGAUUGAACUGACAACAGACAACACAUGUGAUGUGUAAACAGGUUAGCAAUGUGAUUUGCCCUUGACUCUGAUAUUUAAAAUAGUCCAUCUCUACAUCAUCCUCAUCCUCAAUUUAACAGCAGGCCUACCCCAGAUCUUGAACACAUUUUGGUCACGUAUUGAUCAGAGGCUACUAAAUCGAAUUGCAUUGUAUUGAAGCAGAAUCAGUGGUGUUAUCAAACAUCAAAUGGUUCCCUGUGAAUUAAAAUUGUAUCGUAUCAUUGAAGAUCCAGUGGUGUCGUAAAAUAUCAAAUUGUUGCCUUAAGAAUCAAAACUUUAUUGUAUCAUGUGGAAGCCUGACACUUACACUCCUAAUAAUAACUGAACUGACUUUGCAAUAGACGUUGGUAGAUGUUAUAUAUUUAGCAUCCAGUACAGUAACACCUAUCACUAGAAUGGACUCAUGGUCGCCGGUCCAUUAUAAAAGACUCAUACUCAUCUCACGUUGCGUCUAGACUUGUGGAGAAAUCUUUUUUAGCUUAUGUAGUACAACCACUUCACAACCAAAGUCUUAGUUAAACGUCUCAGUAAAACGAUCAAGGUGUUAUUCAGAUUUAAAUGUGGAGUCUUUUUCAAAAAGCUAGAAGUGCUCUCGCUUUAUAUUUCCCAGUGCAAUUUAGAGGAAAAACCUCAAUGCCUGGUUUUGUUUGAAGGUAAUUUAUCCAUCCAAGCCCAUACAGGACUUCAUGAAUUCAGUCCUAUUUGGACUAUUGAUUUGAAAUAUGAAUUACUGGAGUGUGUCUUAAUCUUUUUCCAUACAAAAUCAAACAAAUAAUGUGUUUAAGCCCAAAGCAGUGCUGGCAUGAGUGAUCAUCACGUCUCAUAGCUCCGCAUUGUUGUCAGGAGUUAAUACGUGUGCAAGAAUUUCCUUAUAGUAAUGACUCAGAUACACUUUUGAUAUUGAUUUCUUUACAUGGAUAUGUAUAUAGUCCUAUAGAGUCAUACAGCAUAAUCUAAAUGUACUCAUCCUACAUGAUUAUUAUCUUACGCUGGCGCUCCAGAUGGCACACUAUAGCUACCAACAGCUUUACAAACCACGCUUUUUUGUUUUUGUACACGCAGAAAAACAUCUGCCGACUCCCACAUCGCCUGGAGCUGCUUUACGUUUGCAUUUCCGAUGAUGAAAUAUGAAAUCGUGUAUUAUUGUGCAUGAACAAUUGUGCACUGCUGACUGCAGCAUGCCACUUUACUUUUAUCUCAUGAACUCAUUAGGCUUAGUGCAGCUCCAUACAUCACGCAGUACAUGUGCAAACGGAGGAAUAUAAAUAACAGCACGUGGAUUUGAUCUGUACGUAAAUGCUUAAUUAUUCAUUACUGAAGCAACACAUUUAGAGAUAUUGCUAUGCUAGUAAAUGAUCUGUAAUAAAAAAAAAAA